Molecule: messenger RNA, 1666 nt
Organism: Nannospalax galili (Upper Galilee mountains blind mole rat)
Lineage: Eukaryota; Metazoa; Chordata; Mammalia; Rodentia; Spalacidae
Product: hibernation-associated plasma protein HP-25-like
Exons: 3
Coding region: 97-756 (219 amino acids)
Molecular function (GO): protein binding
Source: RefSeq, a predicted model, not a curated record
UCAAUAAUCAUGCAACCUCAAGCUUCAAAAUUCAAUCAAGUAGCACAAAACAAGGAGAGCUGAGAACAGAUUUCAGGGUUCCCCCACAAUAUCAAGAUGUUUGGGCAAAGAGGAAGAGCUCUUUCCAUGGGAGCUGUUGGUCUGGGUUCCUGGAUUUUUGUUGUGUCCAUCACAUCAACCCUAGCUGAUUUGAAGACUAGACCCUGUAAACCUAAAGGCCCUCCAGGACCCCCAGGCCCACAAGGACACCCAGGACUUCCAGGACUUCCAGGACCCCCAGGACCCACAGGAAUGAAAGGGCCUCCAGGACUUCCAGGAUUUCCAGGAUCCCCAGGGCCUCCGGGAGAUAUCAUGAAAUGCCUAGCUCCGCCCAAAUCUGCCUUUGCUGUGAAGAUGAGUGAUGCUCUCCUAAAGCAACAUCAGCCCAUUGUCUUCAAGGAGUCUCUAUACGAUCGGCAGGGCCACUUUAAUCUGACCACUGGCGAGUUCAUAUGUACCAACCCUGGUAUGUACAGUUUUGGCUUUGACAUCAUGUUGUUCCAGAAUUCUGUGCAAAUAAGGCUGAUGAGAAAUAGCAUCCAGAUGAGAGAGAAAAAAGUCCAAGCCACAGACAGCUACAAGUAUGCUUUGGGGACCAUCAUUGUAAGCCUAGAGAUGGAGGACAAGGUCUGGCUAGAAUCCAUGCUGGAUGAAACAGAAUCAAAACAAGGAGUCACUGAAAUAGUGUUCUUUGGAUAUUUGCUCUAUGGGAAGUAAAUGGCUUGGUGCUCCAUCUCUCUCAUAAGUCUGGGUUACUGAAUGAUAUUCCACAUCACAUGAAUGCUAUGCCACAAAAUGAGAGAAAAUGUUCAAGAUAUCAGGGGUGUCUGAUUGAGAAAAGGACAGCUUAAGACUGACUCCCUAAAGCGCCAUGAAAAAGUCAAUUUGCAAAGACCCAAAUCCCAGUGCUGUACCAGACCCUGACAGGGUGGGGUGCUUUAGGAAAUCAGAGAAAGCAUUUAGGUGCUGGAUGAGCUUGAUAUUGGAAGCCCUCAGUGAGUCUCUAAAUCAUUCUUAAAAUUUUUCUCCAGGAAGCAAUGCCUUGCCUUGUCCCAGAUUUAUGGAAGACAUGGGCAAUGAGAUGGAUUUUCCUGGUAGAAAUGGUAGUCUUUCAAAGACUAACUAAAAAAAUGUGAGUUCCUAGGGUCACUAAAGUUCCUUUCCAAGGGGGACUUUUAGAUGGGUGGAAGGAGGGAAGUGUGGAAGUUGUGUCAUACUGCUUAUGCUGUGUAGGACUAUCCUCUGACAGACGGACACCAUCUUCCUGGACUUAGCUGUGCCUGUUGUCCUAAGGUUAUCACAGCUGGUCUUGUUGACUCAUGAUACCCCUGCAUAAGAGGGACAGGGAGAAUCAUAGGACCCUCACCUGAGUAUUCAGCUCCACUUCCCAACCCAUGAUGAGCAAUUUGGCCCUAACUGCACAUGGUCUGGGAGAAACUCUAGAGUAUAUGGACUGGGGAAAACUGAGGGAAGGGACAUAUUUUUAUGUGGCUAUGGGGAAGCCAUCAUCCAAGCUUGGUUGAAAACUGCCAGGUGUGUCCAUAUGGGGGAGAACUCAUGUUUCUGUAAAUAAUCCCUCACCAAUUGCUCUGUAAGUAAGCUCAAUAAACUCUUUGGUUUCCCAGAA